CCGGAAACCUCAGUUACUCGACUGCGAAGGUGUCGAAUCCUCUAAAAGACAGCGUACACGCCAGACAUUUGCUGCAGACCGCGUCUCGGACAUUCCCGAUAUACACACACAUACUGCUCGCUGCCGCCGACCAACCGCGACAUCACUACUGCUACCUACGGCCACAGCCUUGCGACGCCUGUUUAACGAUUGCAGUGCUCUCGUCCUCCAACAAUACAGUAAAACACGCCAGUCGAGCUCCGAAAUGUUUCGAUAGUCGAUCAGCAUACCGGUGCUGCAAAUUGUAGCUGCGACUAUAUACUCUUUUGCUGCCGACAACGGCCUGGGGCUGGGUCCCAGCUUGUCUCUUGAUUCGACUCCAGCGAGCCAACAAGCCACCUACCCUCGCUCGUCGAACUCGCUCGAGAGGCCGACGAGCGUGGCGUAUAUCCAUCUUGGUCGACCAAAAUGACUCUUUAUUCAGAUCCCCCGUCGUUGCGGCCCUUCAAGUACGACAAGCCAACGCUGCUUGUCUGCUGGUGGGCCACCUCCUUCUGCACCGUCAUGAUCUUUUUGCGCGUGGCCGGCCGCUUUAUUCGAACCGAACGACUUUUCCGCGAAGAUAAAAUCGCUGCACUGGCUCUUGUGCCUUUGCUGCUACGAAUGGCCUGUGUGCACUUCAUUCUGCUCAACGGCACUAACAACAGCGACUUCACCGGCACUAUGCUUACGGAUGAUGAGAUUCACUAUAAAUCCGUCGCUAGUGGCUUGGUGCUUGUCAGCAGAAUACUUUAUGCUGCGACUUUAUGGACUCUCAAAGGCGCCAUACUGGAAUUCCUGCGCAGACUGACGGAUCUGACGUGGGAAAAGGCACACCAAACAACGCUUGUUGCCAUCCGAUGGAUCCUUGUGUCAACAUUUAUUGCCGUUAUUAUAAGUGACCUGGUCGAAUGUCAUACAUUCCAUCAUUAUUGGCAGGUAUUGCCAGAUCCUGGGCCCCAGUGCCGGCAGGGCUAUACCCAACUCAUCACCAUGGCUGUCUGCAAUGUCUUUACCGAUAUUCUUCUAGUCGUCUUUCCGAUUCCUAUUAUUUUAAAAAGUCGCAUGACUCUCACCAGAAAAGUUCAGCUUGUUCUGCUCUUUUCACUGAGUUUAGCAGUUGUCGUUGUCACUCUUUACCGUGUUCCUCACAUUAUUGAAAACCAGGGCAGGCAACAAUAUCGAUCACUUUUGGCCUCUAUUGAGCUUCUAUUUGCUACAGCAGCAGCCAAUGCACUGGUUCUCGGAUCGUUUGUCAGAGACAGAGGCGUUAAGAAGCAGAAAUUCAAGCGUUCCUCCGCCGCGGACUCGUUCGAUAGAGGUGCCAGCAACACGCGUCGACCAACGCUGCACCAGCACUGGGGUAGUGAUGAGGAUCUUGUUCGCGAUGUCGGGUUGAUGGUCGAACCAGAGCUUCGCAAAAAGACCUCAGAUGAUUCUCCAGGAAACUAUUAUCCAGCACCCAUUUUCAAACAGACAGUGGACGAAGAUGGGGUAUGGAACGCCCCAAAACAACCACCAGGCAGCUCGCAGACAAACGACGACUCGAUAGGGCCGUUUGAUUCGCUGUCCAAGAUGGAAUCCAACUCGGCUCAGAGAAAACUCUCCUUCUUCGAUGUCGGUGGCCUUUUGGACGAUCCAGUUGGCACAAGCAGCGCUAGCUAUCGUCGCGGAAGUGUCACAUCAUCAACACUUGACCCCAAUUCAACCAACUCUUCACCGCCCGCAGCAAUAAGAGCUGCUUCAAAUGGUCUACGAAGAGGUUCCGCAGCCCUUUUACAAGAUAUUGGUGGUCUUCUUGGCCCCCGCACAUCGAGGGCUAAAACCAAACCUGAAACAGAGCUUCAAGAGUUCUCGAAAACCAAAUAAGACCAAAAAAAACUUAUAAACAGCUUGGGGAUAUAACCCCGGCCCGCUUUUGCGAGCGGUUAGACAUUCACGCUGCAUGAAGCAAUGAAACACGUGCAGCAUUGAGAUGCCAUAUAUUGGGAGGUUAAACAGGACUUACAUUCCGGCAUAGUUUUCCUUUUCCUUUUUUCUUUUCCUUUUUUACACGGCGCAUAAGAUACCACGGGAACAGGAUUGUUGUUUAGCAAGGCGUGGAGUUUACCUUUGGACGCAUAUGAGCCAUGGCUGGCCCUGUUUUACAUUUUGGACUAUUGGACUACAUAUACCCAACCAGCAAGUUUGUUGAUAGCCAGCAAAUAAAUUUCUAGAAACAUGCCUUAAUUGCAAUUGUUCACAUUUUCCAUGUACCACGUCAGAGUACCCAAAAAUCUGGUCAUAAGAAAACGAUGAGACGGCCCAGGUGUAUGAGUUUAAGUUCUUGUAUGCAAAUUUGUUCAAUAUACUAUCGAUUUUGUUAUGAAAAUCGCGCUUUAGUUUCAAGAGAAUUCUCCAAAUAACGCCAACCUUUUACACAAGUUCACCCUUUAAAAUGCAAAACUUGAUCUGAUCAUGCUUUUGCCUUCCAGCCAUGCUUCCUCCCAAGCCACCGGAUUGCGUUUAGACGCAAAGGCGGUAGCUGGCGUAACGACCAGCCGUUUCACUAACUCGAAUAAUCUUGACGAUCUGCCCUCUCUUCAGGCCAAGAUAUCUUGCAACUGGAUCUUUUUGUAGGAUACGGGGGAGUUGGGUCUCCUUGAGGCGGUAGCGCUUCAGCAGCGCAAUCUUCUCCUCGCGGGAGAGAAGGAUGUGACGGGGCACAAGCUCGUGGUGAGUAAUGUUGACAAGAAGGUCGUCCUCGAGGAAGCAUUCGAUCUUGGCGAGGUUCUCGACGCUGGCAAGCGAUUUGCGAGCGGCCGGGGAAAGGGCCACGUGGGUGACCAUAAUACCGGUCUUGUAGUGGUUUGUGAUGGUGUACUUGGCGAAUUGGCGAAUCUGGGCGACACCAAACUGCUUGUCGGCCAGAAACUCAACCCAGAUGGGGCCGCAGUCAGGGACGGGAUCGGGGU
This is a messenger RNA of [Torrubiella] hemipterigena, 2972 nucleotides long. Lineage: Eukaryota; Fungi; Ascomycota; Sordariomycetes; Hypocreales; Clavicipitaceae. The record is from the annotation of a GenBank genome assembly.